UCCUCUUGCUUGCUCCCCGGUUGGGCAGGCCAAGCCGCGGCGGCGGAACAUGGCCUUGCCGCUGGAGCUUCCUGUCACGCAGCAGGUCGGCAGAGCGCUGGGCCCUGACCUGCCGCCGGAGCCGGGGGAACUGCGGGAGGCCGCUCGCUGCCUGGUGCUGGACGCAAACGGGAGGAGCAUCCCCUUUAAGGCCCUGUACAGGGAGCACAAAGCAAUCGUGUUGUUCGUGCGGAAUUUUUUAUGUUACACCUGUAAGGAGUAUGUAGAAGACCUGGCAAAAGUCCCCAAGGCAUUUUUAAAUGAGGCAAAUGUGAGGCUUAUUGUUAUUGGACAGUCAUCUUAUCGUCACAUCAAGCCCUUUUGCCAUUUGACUGGGUAUACACAUGAAAUGUAUGUAGAUCCAGAAAGGGAAAUUUAUAAAACUCUUGGCAUGAAAAGAGGUGAAGGUAUCAAUGCAACAGUGCAGAGCCCUCACGUGAAAUCAAACAUGCUCCUGGGAAGCAUUAAGAGUAUGUGGAGAGCAAUGACUGGGCCAGCUUUUGAUUUUCAAGGAGACCCUGCUCAGCAAGGAGGAGCUUUGAUAUUAGGUCCAGAGAUGGCACAAAGUUGACCACAGCUCCACAGAAACUGACAGGAGUGCUGACAGAACAACUGCCUUGAAGUAUGGAGAGGCUUUUUGGACAUCAUGUUGUUCACCUACAUUCUCUUAUCAUAUUUGAUUCAAUGGCAUUUAGUGUGUUUCUAGUAGAGGAAUGGUGCAUGACCGGGGUGGCCUGCAACAUGAGAAAGUCAUUGCAUGAUUAGGAAGCACCAUGCUACAGCAUGGUGCCUCAAUGUUCUUUGAUUCUCUAAGUUAAUUACAUUUUUUUUUAAAUCCUUGUCAUUGUUUAAAAUACAGAAUGUUGUGUGAUCUAUAAAGCUAAUACACAUUUGUACAAGAAACAUUAGAAAUCAGAAUGUUUCUUUGAUUCCCUUCUGCCUUUGAAUAAAUAAAUAUU
Molecule: messenger RNA, 998 nt
Organism: Pogoniulus pusillus (Red-fronted tinkerbird)
Lineage: Eukaryota; Metazoa; Chordata; Aves; Piciformes; Lybiidae
Gene: PRXL2C
Product: peroxiredoxin like 2C
Exons: 6
Coding region: 50-610 (186 amino acids)
Source: RefSeq, a predicted model, not a curated record